Messenger RNA from Chenopodium quinoa (quinoa), 1355 nucleotides. Its product is annotated as O-glucosyltransferase rumi homolog. Lineage: Eukaryota; Viridiplantae; Streptophyta; Magnoliopsida; Caryophyllales; Amaranthaceae. The transcript is spliced from 5 exons. The coding region runs from base 18 to 1355 and encodes 445 amino acids. The record is from RefSeq and is a predicted model, not a curated record.
GGCUAUUCACCUACUCAAUGCUAUUUAAAAACAACUACAAUUACAAGUACCCAAAGAAAGAUGAGUAUCAACUCAACUGCACCUCAAGCAACAUGAACAUAACAUGCCCAGCAAACUACCCUCCUACAACAUACAAUCUCAACUUCAAAUCGAACGAAACAUGCCCCGAGUACUUUAGAUGGAUACACGAAGACUUGAAAAUAUGGAAGGAGAACGGUAUUACAAGAGAAAUGGUGGAGAGUUUAGAAGAUAAAGGUACACAUUUUAGAUUGGUUAUUGUGAAUGGAAUAGCCUAUGUUAAGCAAUAUGGUAAGGCUUACCAAACAAGGGAUACCAAUUCAUUUUGGGGCAUUUUGCAACUUCUUAAGUUGUACCCUGGUAGACUACCUGACCUCGAUUUGGUGUUUCAAUGCGAAGAUCUACCAGCCAUUAAAAAGCACGAUUAUAAAGGAACAAAGGCCACCUUUGCACCUCCACAAUUUCAUUUUUGUGGGGAUGAUUCAUCCUAUGAUAUUGUCUUCCCCGAUUGGUCUUAUUGGGGCUGGCCAGAAAUCAAUAUUAAGCCGUGGGUGCCCUUGUUGAAGGAUAUAAAAGAAGCCAACCCAAUGAAAAACUGGACUUCUAGGGAGCCUUAUGCUUUCUGGAAAGGAAACUUGCAUAAUGGUCCAAGACGCCAGCUUAAUAAAUGUAAUUCCACUAAUGAUUGGAGCACUGUAAUUGUUAAACAGGAUUGGCGCGAGAAAGAAGCAUUUAGGAACUCUGAUUUGUCAAAGCAAUGUACACAUAGAUACAAGUUAUAUAUGGAAGGAAUUUCAUGGUCAGUGAGUGAGAAAUACAUUCUAGCUUGUGAUUCCAUGACCAUUCUGAUAAACCCUAAAUAUUACGACUUUUUUACAAGAAGCUUAAUACCUAUGGUACAUUAUUGGCCUGCAAACCCUGAUAAUUUGUGUCAGUCUAUCAAAUUUGCUGUUGAUUGGGGCAAUAAAAACACUCACAAGGCUCAAGAGAUUGGAAAAGCAGGAAGCAAAUUCAUAUUUGAUCAAAUGAAGAUGGAAAAUGUGUAUGAUUACAUGUUUCAUUUGCUAAAUGAAUAUGCAAAACUAUUAAAGUAUAGGCCCACUAUACCUGAAGGGGCCAUUGAGUUAUGCUCCGAGAAAUUUUCAUGCAGCCCAAUGGGCUUGGAGGCUACUUUUAAACAAGAGACUAUGGUUAAUGGGCCUUCCAAACAUGGCCCAUGUAAACUUCCCUCACCUUAUGAUCCAAACACACUUGAAGCUAUUAUUGAUCGAAAUUCCAAGAUCAAACAAGUUGUUGAGAUGUGGGAGAAGGAAAUUGAAGUGGCUAAUUUACCAUGA